This is a messenger RNA of Cottoperca gobio, 3543 nucleotides long. Its product is annotated as zinc finger MYM-type protein 4-like. The record is from RefSeq and is a predicted model, not a curated record. NCBI's taxonomy places the organism in Eukaryota, Metazoa, Chordata, Actinopteri, Perciformes, Bovichtidae. The coding region runs from base 441 to 2813 and encodes 790 amino acids. The transcript is spliced from 14 exons.
AGGAAAACCAACAAAAGAAUUCCCUGAUCCUGAACUCGACCUGGGGUAUGUGUCAAACCCCAAAUCAUCAAAAAGGAAAGCGCCUACCCCAAGAGCAGAGCUUCCGUCGAAGCGAAGGCGGACUAAAGUUGAAGGUCUUGACGGAACGAGAUGUUCAGAAACAUUGGUCGAUGAGUCCGUUUCAAGUGCAUUACAUUCCACAGCAAUAUUCUCGAGCUCCUCGCGACAGUCAGGUAGAACCCAACACAUAAUAGAUGACCAUUUUUAUUGCUAUGCAUGGGAUGAGAUGGAGGAAAAAGGCUUUUGUGAUACCGAAAAAUGCCUUUCGAUACGCAAGGAAAAAGACAGGGAAAUUUUGCAAUUGAGAGAGACAGUCGAAAUAUUGUCCAAAGAAGAUUGGGCGCAAACACAAAAAUUAGGACACGAAAAGAUCAGGACGAAUGCUCAUCUCGCAGCAUCAAGAAGCAGCAGGAGGAAGGAAAGGAUCUGCCAAGAAAGCAACAUUAGAAGCAGCCCAAGCCUUAGUAUCUUUAAAUACACUAGAACUAGAAUGCCUAUCAACUUCGCCAGGAAGUUUUCACAAGCUACCAUUAAAUGAUCCGGGACGAUGCAAGUUAUGGCUUCGUGCUUUGGACCCAAACACUUCAAAGGAGACACUCCGGCGUCGUUGUAUACUGGUAGGCAGCGACCAUUUCUCACCCAAUGACUUGAUCCACCACGAAGGUUGUACCCAUCCGACGCCUGCUGCCGUCCCAUCCGCUGCCCACGCCGCGGGGCAGACUGCUGGAAGCGCCAACGUGUCUGCGGUAACGGAAAGCGCUACAACUCAGCCAAUCAAGUCGUCUCCUUCACCGCCUUUGGUCAAGGUGAAGGAUGAGCCUAUAGAUGACGAGUAUGAUCAAGCUCUGAUAUCUUCUACAGCUACAGCAAACGUGAAGGAUGAGCCCAAUACUGCACAGAUCAGUAUUCAGACGGAUACGGUGAAAGUUCAUUCUCCUUCUGGCCCAAAAAUCCUGAAGAACAAGGCGGUGCUCUGCAGACCGCUGGUGCAGAACAAAGGGGUUUCCUGCAGAACGCAGACAGUCGAUGUCGAAUCACAGACAGACGACAUCUUUCCUAAAAUCAUGAUCGUUCCUGUCCCAGUGCCGGUGUAUGUUCCUGUACCCAUGAACUUGUACAGCCAGUAUACCCCCAAACCUGUGGGCCUGCCAUUACCGGUGCCUGUACCCAUGUUCCUUCCUGUGACAAUGGACAGCGCUGAACGCAUCUUGGAAACCAUCCAGGAGAUCAAGCAAAAGAUCCCUUCUGACCCCUUUGAGGCAGAGCUCAUCCUCAUGGCAGAGAUGGUCGCAGAACAACAUGAGAAUAAUGACAAAGAGGAGAGACCAAAGGAGAAAGUGGAAAGAGAGAGAGCGAGACAAGAAGCAGCAGCUCCAGUAGACCACGGCAGUAACUACAGUGUCGACUUGGACACCGAGGACUUGGCCAGUUUCCUCAACAACUGGGAGGACGUCUCUGAUGCAGGUUUCAGGUCUCCCAGUCGAGACCCGAUUUUAGACAUUCCUGCAGGCCUGACUAAUGAGCCUUACUCUGAGCCCCAACUUCCCAUGGACCUCGAAGCGGACGUCACUGUCGAAACUCUGGAGAGGAUGGCCCGGUUGAGAGAGCGGUCUAUGCGAUCCCCGAGCCCUCCACCUGCUGCUUCACGGCGACGACAAGCUCACAGGAAAUCCAGAGAAAAGAAGGGUCGUAAGUCCCAACGGUCGUCGUCUAAGACAGUUGAAGCGUCGACGACGCACAAGGACGUGGCUGUAGAGGUCCCAAAACUGAAGAGUCAAUAUGGAGUUGACGCCUGGAAGCGAUGGAUCCAGUGGAGGCAAACUCAACCCAACCUGGAGAAACCACGCUUCGGUUCUCGUCCCAUAGAGUUGAAGGAGGAUGUUCUUAGCUGCACUACUGCGGAGCUGAGCUACGGACUUUGUUCUUUCAUUGCUGAGGUGAAACGACCCAAUAGAGAGCCGUACUCCCCCGACACCCUCUUCUACCUCUGCCUCGGCAUUCAACAGCAUCUGUUUGAGAACGGUCGUGUAGAGAACAUAUUCAUGGAUCGGUUCUACAGCAAGUUCUCCACUGAGUUCACUAAUAAUCUGAGAGAUUUCAAACCCUCAAUCACAGCAGCUGGUUAUAUUCACUCCCGUGUGGAGGAGGAGUUUCUGUGGGACUGUAAACAGUUGGGGGCGUACUCCCCCAUCGUCCUCCUCAACACUCUGCUCUUCUUCUGCUGCAAGUACUUUGGCUUCACCACGGUGGAGCAGCACCGCCAGCUGUCCUUCGCUCACGUCAUGCGCUGCACCAAAACCAACCAGAACAACACCAAGACCACCUUCCUGCGCUUCUACCCCCCAAUAUCCAUAAACGAGGCAGAGCCAGAUCCAGAGGUUCCUGCGAAGAGGCGUAAGGAGGAGGAGAGUAAAGAGGAUAUCCUGGAGAUGAUGGAGAACACAGAGAACCCCCUCCGCUGUCCAGUCAGACUCUACGAGUUCUAUCUCUCCAAGUGCUCGGAGUCCGUCAAGCAGCGCACCAACCUGUUUUACCUUCACCCAGAGCGCUGCUGCGUCCCCAACAGCCCCCUGUGGUUCUCCUCCGCCCUUCUGGACGACAGCACCAUGGAGAGCAUGCUCAUCCGCAUCCUCACUGUCAGAGAGCUGCAUCUCGGGGCGAAGAAAGAUGGAGGGAUAGAGCAGAAGAAACUCGAUGAUCCAUCAUUUAUACCUGCCGAAGAGGAAGAUGAAGAUGGGGAUUCAGAGUCAUGAAGAGCAGAAGUGACCUUAAUUUGGUGCAGCAGCUUGUGGUGUAAAUGUUUGUAGAUAAACUGAAAUGUUCAUUUAAACAUGGCCCAAUAUACAGAAAGAGACAGAAUAAAUCUCUCACAUGCAUAACUACAAUGUGCAGAACUGUAAAGAAAGUCAUACUUCCUAAACCACAUGUUGUGUGGUUGGGACUUUGGAUCUGAGAUGCAAGACUCGGCUCAGAAUCCAGACUAACUACUGCUCAGCAGGACACGUAGCUGUCUUUCUGUGUUUUGUUUGCUGAAUGGUUGCUUCUCCUGGAUAAUGCUACUUGUUUUGUCCUUGUUUGAAAGCUAUAAUGAAAAACUAUUUAGAUUUCUGUCCAGAAGACAAAGUGAAAACAGCUUUCUGUGAUGUAGAAGUAAAUUGUCGACCAUCAGGUUGUAAGACAAACCUGCCAUAUAGUUUGAUUUCUUAACAAUGCAUCAAUGCCAUGAUUUAACCUUUUGUUAACUGAAUGCACUGAAAUGAAUAGUUUUGAGUGUUGGCAUCGUUUUGGACAUGCUGUUUUUUUGAAGCAUCAAGUGUCCUCUGAUACAUUGACUUUGCAUAACCAUGUUAUCUCAAAAAUACAAUGCAAAUAUACUGUCUCUUCAUGUAUAUCUUGGUUAUAUUAACCCCCAUUCCUUAAAGUAUGGCUGCCAAUGAAUAUUUUCUAUUGUAUGUUUUUGCAAUAAAACCAUUUCAAAACGUA